Aethalodelphis obliquidens (Pacific white-sided dolphin) is the source of this 2894-nucleotide messenger RNA. RefSeq names its product abraxas 1, BRCA1 A complex subunit (gene ABRAXAS1). The record is from RefSeq and is a predicted model, not a curated record. NCBI's taxonomy places the organism in Eukaryota, Metazoa, Chordata, Mammalia, Artiodactyla, Delphinidae. Gene Ontology annotation, biological process: protein K63-linked deubiquitination; mitotic spindle assembly; attachment of spindle microtubules to kinetochore. The transcript is spliced from 9 exons. The coding region runs from base 62 to 1294 and encodes 410 amino acids. Gene Ontology annotation, cellular component: nucleus. Gene Ontology annotation, molecular function: polyubiquitin modification-dependent protein binding; microtubule binding.
CGGUGCGGCCCGCGCCAAGCCCUGUCAGCUCGAGCAGCGCGGGGGCGGCGGCGGCGGAAGCAUGGAGGGUGAGAGCACGUCGGCGGUGCUCUCUGGCUUUGUGCUGGGCGCGCUCGUCUUCCAGCACCUCAACACCGACUCGGACACGGAAGGUUUUCUCCUUGGGGAAGUGAAAGGUGAAGCGAAGAACAACAUAACUGAUUCUCAAAUGGAUGAUUUUGAAGUUAUUUAUACAAUUGACAUUCAGAAGUACGUUUCAUGCUAUCAGCUUUUUAGCUUUUAUAAUUCUUCUGGUGAAGUAAAUGAGCGAGCGCUGAAGAAAAUAUUAUCAAGUGUCAAAAAGGAUGUGGUUGGUUGGUAUAAAUUCCGACGUCAUUCAGACCAGAUCAUGACAUUCAGAGAGAGACUGCUUCACAAAAACUUACAGCAGCAUCUUUCAAGCCAGGAACUUGUUUUUCUGUUAUUAACACCGAGUAUAAUAACAGAAAGCUGCUCUACUCAUCGGCUGGAGCAUGCCUUAUACAAACCUCAGAAAGGGCUUUUUCAUAGGAUACCUUUAGUGGUGGCCAAUUUGGGCAUGUCUGAACAACUGGGUUAUAAAACUGUAUCUGAUUCCUGUAUGUCCACUGGUUUUAGUCGAGCAGUAAAAACACACAGCUCUAAAUUUUUUAAAGAAGAUGGAUCUUUAAAGGAGGUACAUAAGAUAAAUGAACUGUAUGCUUCUUUACAAGAGGAAUUAAAGAGUACAUGCAGUAAAGUAGAACACAGUGAGAGAGCAGUAGAGAAACUACUAAAGGAUAUAAACAGAUUAAAACGAGAAAUUAAAAAAAGAAAGCAAGCACAGAUUCAAGCAACACGAGAGAAGAAUGUCCAGAAAGACCCUCAGGAGAACAUUUUUCUUUGUCAAGCUUUACAGACCUUUUUUCCCGAUUGUGAAUUUCUUCAUUCAUGUGUUAUCUCCUUGAAAAAUAGACAUAUUUCUAAAAGUAGCUGUAAUACCAACCACCAUCUCAAUGUGGUAGACAACCUGACCCUAAUGGUGGAAUAUACUGACAUUCCUGAAGCUAGUCCAGCUGGUAGUGCGCUGCAAAUGAUUAAGCGUAAAGCUUCAGGUACAGAUGGUGGAUGGCAAUUCAAGAAGUCACGGCUGUUAGAGAUACAGAACCAACCAUCUAAAACAGAUUCUGAUAGUAGUAACCAAGAAAAGGCAUCCACAGUGAGCAGCCCAGAAACAGAUGAAGAGAUUGAGAAGAUGAACGGUUCUGGUGAAUACCCACAGUCUCCUACCUUUUGAUUCUUUUAGGCCGAAAGGAGAUUUUUCAUCAGAAGAAGGGUAAAGCCAAACAUGCCUAUUGUUUUUACUAUGUUCAGCUCUUUGCAAUAACACAUAGGUAAGUUCUAGUUCAUUUAUUUUAUAAAGUACUUUAAAUUGAGUCAGUUCAGAAUUUGAGUACAGAACAAAGCCUGGUAAUGCAAUGUUUGGGAUCAGCAGUUGGUUAGUUAGGUGAAAAGGCCAGUUAAGUGGGACUCAAAUGAUACAUAAAUAAGGUGUCUAUCAGAGAUUUCACUUUAACAUAAAGCAGAAGUGUACAUUCGUCAAACUUUUGUUGCAGGGCCAGGAACUUUUUUACGAAUGUGUUGGAGUUCCUAUAUAAAUCAAACCCGUUACUUACCCUAUAUAAUCCCCAAUUUUAGUUUCUUUAAAGAAAUUUGCAAAGCAACCUAAGUACAAAAUGCUACUAGGUUUUUUCAUUUUCCAUUCCCAAUCUUAUUUGUCCUAAGCACACCUAAUUUGACAACUAUUUUUUUUAAAAAGCUAGUUAUCUUUAUCAAGUCUUCUCAGAGCCUUUACUUGGUUUUCACUGCAACUGAAACUUUAUUUUUAAUGCUCAUAUUCAUCACUACAAAAUACAACUGAUAAGGUCUGGGAACAAAAUAGAUGACUCUUGGUAAUGUAGAACUCAACAGGUUAAGAGUCAUGGGCUUCCGUGUGAUUUUUAAGGAGGAUGUAAAGCCCCUGUUUAAUCCAGUGAGUUGGUUAAGUGGAGGUUGGUUAAGAGAGCUUUUACUGUUUGUUUUUUCUAUUUAUCCUUUCCAUAACAGAAUUUCCCAUAAAGCAUACACAUCACAUGACGCCUUCAUGCUUUACUCACUGGGUGAAAUGCUGAACCCACAUGUUGACCACUGCUCUUCCAUCACUUAUUUCCUAAAUGAUAGAGCAAAUUCAUAGCUAGUAUCAAAAACUAUCAUCUUUUAUCUAUGUGUUAACAUGCAUUAGUUACCAUGGGGUGUUUAUGAAGCCCACAUAAUACCAGGGAUGAUUUGUGCAAAUAAUGAGUUGCUGUUGGGAUUGCUUUACUAGUUACAUAAGAAGCACAGGGCAGGAGAGGAAAUGGGGUUCAUUCUGAACCCUAAUGUUAAAAUAAUUAAGUUUGAUGUCCCAACUUUCAGGGUACUAAAUGAAAAGGAGGAAAAGAAUCCUUGUAGGACAUUUUUUCUCAGUUAUUCUCCAUCUUUUGGCGAUCAGUUUGUAUCACUGGAGUAAGAGAAGAUGAUACAACAGAUUGCCUAUGGAUCGGUUUAUUUACAGGACACUACCAGUUCAUGAUAGACUAGUCCAGGAGUAAGUGUUAGGUCCUGUGACAGACAGCACCACUGUUCAUCCCCACAUAACAUCUCUACAGAGGGAAGACCCAUAGUCCUAGCCAGGCAUAAUUAUUUACGUGUUAGAAAAUCUUCCUUAGCAAUUUCAAAUCCACACCCUAUCAUGUGGAAUUUGUACAUUAUAUAAGCAUUCCACUUUCCCGCACCCAUAUCCCUACAAUACUAUUUACAACACAGAAUCUGGGCCUAAAGUAAAAUCCCAAUACACGUCAUCCCUUCCAUGUUUAACA